This is a messenger RNA of Panonychus citri (citrus red mite), 2032 nucleotides long. RefSeq lists its product as uncharacterized. The record is from RefSeq and is a predicted model, not a curated record. The transcript has 4 exons. Lineage: Eukaryota; Metazoa; Arthropoda; Arachnida; Trombidiformes; Tetranychidae. Bases 136 to 1611 code for a protein of 491 amino acids.
UCGCCGUAAUUAGGAGACGUUCCCUUUUUGGUGAAAAAAAUUCAAAAAUGUAAACAUUUUUUUCCGAUAAGAAAAAGAUAAGAUUGUUUUUCAUCAUAUGUUGAUACUUUUUGUUAAUUUAAUCAAUUAAUUGCGAUGCCUCUUAAAUUGCCGAAAUCGAAAAGAAAAGUUAGAAAGUUAACUAAUAAGAUUAACAAAAAGAAAAGUAAAUAUUAUCUUUACCGUCAUGUAACAAAAGUUGAAUUGAUUAAACAAUACGAGGAAUUGUGUGAGACUGGUAAAUGUUUCGUUGAACAAUUUGAAGCCCUUCGAACAGAAUAUUGCAAUGUAAGGGAUAAAUUCAAUGCCGUCCAAGAAAAUAACCGGGAACUUGCAUCUAGAAAUGCUGCUCUCUUACAUGAGAUUGAAGUUACUCGUUUACAACUUACCAAACUCACCAAAGAUCAACUAAUUAAAAUAUCUGGAGCAGAAAAGGAAUUUGAUGCUUUCAAGAAUAAAUUGGCGAAAACACUUAAUAGUUUGAUAUCCAAUCACGACCCUUUCUUUAUAUUGAAACAAGAUUUUGAAAAAUCACUUUCAGUUGGUGAUAUAACUCAUUUGGACAGUAUUACAACUGUGAGAAGCAGUAGGCUGAGUCGUUGUCUAGUAGAUGAGCAAAGACACCAGGAUAGAGUAAAAGAAAAGAUAAAUAAUAUAUUUUUAGAGCGGAUCGAUUUAACAGCCAUGUCAGAGGAGGCAAGUCCAAUUUCGAGUGGUCAAAACAAUGGAUCAACAUUCAGUAUUGGCUCGAAGAAAAGUUUAGAUGAACACAAUUCCAGUAGCCAUCUUAAUUUUACUACUUUAUUAGAGCCACCAACAAAUUCCACUAUGAUUGAAACACCUUCUUAUCGUCGUAUUGUACCUAAAUCUCCUCACCUUAAUGGUUCCAAUAAUCAAGUAGAUGAAUCUUCGCUAACGGGUGAGGACAGUGGUUGGGAAUAUAAUUCAGACUUUAUCAGAGUUCCACCCUCUGAGCCGAUGCUCUCAACAAGCCUUGAUUCAAUUCAAAACUUUAUCCCAAAAUCACCUUUAUUAACUCAGCCUGCGGCUAAUCACACAUCCACUCGUGACUCAAUCAUCUCCUCGAACAGUUCAACUUGUAAAUCCUACUUUAAUCGUUUAAGUGUCGCUUUUCCGGAAAAAACUCCAGAUCAAAGUCCUGUUACUAGUUUCGAUGCUCGUUGCCGAACCUCAAGAAGACUCAUUAAUUCAGCGUCAACAUCAAGGGAAAGCGCAAGUAAACAUUGUAAUACCAUCGACGCAUCAGCACCAAUAGAAUCCAGAGUGACAUCAAUAUCGACAACAAUGACCUCAUCAACUUCGACUCCAUCAACAUCCACAUCCACAUCAACAACAUCAAGAGCUACAACAUCAACUGCAAGAGUAUCAACUCGAACCUCAACUCGAACAUUUGAUGAGACCAAAAGUGAAGUACAAAAUGAUGACUCGAACGACAAGAACUCGAAUUUUUCUAAAAAUGAUUCGGAGACAGAAUCGAUUGCUGAUUGUGAGACACAAGGAUUUCGCCGAUCAAAACGAAAGAGAAGAAAAGUUUGCUAUCGUGAGAAAUGAUCAAUAGUCAAGAGUCGAUAGUUAUGCUAAUUUCUAAUUCAUCAAAAUGUUUACAAUUAACUUGAUUCUGCUAUUAGAUUCUGGUCAAAAGUAUAAUCGUCAAGUUUUGGACAUCAACAAUUACGGAAUCUUUUUAAUUGUUUCACAACAAUCAAAUUCUGCCUGAAAUCAUCUACAUCAACAAGACCAUAUAUCAAAUCUUUAACAACACCACAAGUGACAAUCUAAUUUAAUUUACUCUCUCACACAAUCUUGUCUUUUAUUCAUAAAUUAGCUCAAAAUUUAAACCAAUCAAGUGGCAUUAAUUACAAUUAAAAGUAAUAAUGGUUUGUAUUAAUUACUAUUCAAACUUGUAAAUAUCUUUAUUUGUUUAUCAACAUCUUCUCAAUUGAUUAAACUGUACAAUUUGUUUCACACCAAA